UUCUGCGCACCACGAGCUGAACUGGAGACGGAUAGGGAAAGGAAACCCCGCCGAAGACCCCGAGCAUCGGCCUUCACUCCGACCCUGUCUCCUCUUGUCCGUUUAGAGGUGUCGCGAAAGGAUUAAUGAGCCAAAAAGGCACCCAACUUCCCCUUUAAGGCUCAUUUCGGCGUUUUUCGGCUUUACGCCUGGACUGCCUUUCACCUUCCCUUUCAUAUUCACUUCAUUCGAGGAUACCUGUACCUCUACUGAUGGAACAGGGUCACUCCAACGUUCUCCUGCAGCCGCCCAACACCACCUAACAUUUCUUGGAAGAACGUGUCCAUUGCCUUCUCCCAACAAACAUGGACUGUUUUCCCAUGCUUUAUUUUCUGUCGAGACAUCAUGAUUCCUGGUAAUCGAAUGCUGAUGGUCAUUUUAAUAUGCCAAGUCCUGCUGGGAGAGAGCAACCAUGCUAGUCUGAUACCUGAAGAAGGGAAAAAGAAAGUUCCGGGCCUGCAGGGUCGUUCGGCCGCUCAGAGCCAUGAACUGCUGCGGGACUUCGAGGCCACGCUGCUGCACAUGUUCGGCCUCAAGAAGCGGCCCCGGCCCAGCCGCUCGGCCACGGUGCCCCGCUACCUGCUGGACCUCUAUCGGCUACAGUCGGGGGAGGCUGAGGAGGCGGGGGCGCACAACAUCUCGUUUGAGUACCCAGAGAGGUCCGCCAGCCGGGCCAACACUGUGAGGGGCUUCCACCAUGAGGAGCACAUGGAGAGGGUAGAUGAUGUGGAUUAUGGAGAAAUUACGCCCCUUCGGUUCCUGUUCAACCUCAGCAGCAUCCCAGAGGACGAGCUGCUCUCUUCCGCCGAACUGAGGCUCUACCGCCAUCAGAUUGACGAGGCCAUCGCUGACGCCUUCUCAGACACCCAGGGGCUUCACCGGAUAAACGUGUACGAGGUGCUGAAGCCCCCGCGGCCAGGGCAGCUCAUCACGCAGCUGUUGGACACGCGGCUUGUCCGCCACAACGCGUCGCGCUGGGAGAGCUUUGACGUGAGCCCCGCGGUGCUGCGUUGGACUCGUGAGGGCCUCCCAAAUUAUGGGCUGGCCAUUGAGGUUCAGCACCUCAACCAGACGCCACGCCACCAGGGCCGACACGUCCGCGUCAGCCGCUCGCUGCACCGGGAGCCGGGCGAGGACUGGGAGCAGCUACGCCCCCUCCUGGUUACCUUUGGCCACGAUGGGAAGGGUCACCCGCUGACCCGCCGGACCAAGCGCAGCCCCAAGCAGCGGGGCCGGAAACGCAACCGCAACUGCCGGCGCCACGCACUAUAUGUUGACUUCAGCGAUGUAGGCUGGAAUGACUGGAUAGUGGCGCCCCCUGGCUACCAAGCCUUUUACUGCCACGGGGAAUGCCCCUUUCCUCUGGCGGAUCAUCUGAACUCUACCAACCACGCCAUUGUUCAGACACUGGUGAACUCUGUGAACAACAACAUUCCCAAGGCCUGCUGCGUGCCCACAGAGCUCAGCGCCAUCUCCAUGCUCUACCUGGACGAACAUGACAAGGUGGUCCUAAAAAACUACCAGGAAAUGGUGGUAGAGGGCUGCGGCUGCCGCUAACACACAGACUUACAGGAACCUGGACUGGCGACAUGACAAAAACAACAUGGACGCUUUAAACAAAUCAGAAGUUCUUUACUCCCAAAAAUGUUCACUUGGACCCUUAUUUAUAACUUUUAUGUUGAGGUGUAUGUUUGUCUCACUUUUUUUUUGUUUCUUUGACAAUAUGAUCAUAUAUUUUGACAAAAUAUAUAUAUUUAUAUCUACAUAUUAAAAAUAAAUUGAGUCCUUAUUUUAAACAUAAAAAGCUGUACAACUUUUCAUAAUGUACAUUAGAUUGUAUAAGGUUUUUUUAUUGAGAAAAUAGUAAAAAA
Trematomus bernacchii (emerald rockcod) is the source of this 1910-nucleotide messenger RNA. It is a transcript of the gene bmp4, whose product is annotated as bone morphogenetic protein 4. Lineage: Eukaryota; Metazoa; Chordata; Actinopteri; Perciformes; Nototheniidae. The transcript has 4 exons. Gene Ontology annotation, molecular function: cytokine activity; growth factor activity; BMP receptor binding. Gene Ontology annotation, biological process: BMP signaling pathway; negative regulation of apoptotic process; negative regulation of transcription by RNA polymerase II. Gene Ontology annotation, cellular component: extracellular region. The record is from RefSeq and is a predicted model, not a curated record. The coding region runs from base 385 to 1596 and encodes 403 amino acids.